GCGGCGGCGGAGGGGCUCCCCGGAGGCUGCAGGAGAGGGAAGGCCCCCGCCUCUCGAGUGAUUUAAGAAGACAUCUCCGCCAAAGAACGAACAUGAACUGUAGUUUGUCGCUGCAGCAUUAUUACAUCUUUCCAGUCGCAGCGUUCAGGUGGAGAGCUUUCUUCCUUUUGGAUUCUGCUUCCUAAGGGGCGGCAUGGGGACCCCAGUGGAAACUGGGCCUUGUAAUCCAUUACAGCCAGCUGAAAAUUCGCACCAGCUGCAGGCAUAUGUGGCCUGGGUGAAUUCACAGCUGAAGAAGAAGCCGGCAGUGAAGCCGGUGCAGGACCUCAGGCGGGAUCUCCGAGAUGGGGUCGUCCUGGCUUCUCUCGUCGAGAUUGUAGCGGGGGAGAAACUGAGCGGAGUUCAGGUCAGCCCCACUAGCCAGCAGGAAAUGAAGGAGAACGUGGAGAAAGUCCUGCAGUUUGUGGCAUCCAAAAAGAUCCGUAUGCAUCAGACCUCCGCUAAAGACAUCGUUGAUGGCAACCUGAAAUCCAUCAUGAGGCUGAUCCUCGCCUUGGCCGCUCACUUUAAACCCGGCUCAAGUAAAGCCACCGGUCAGGCCCCGUCUGGCAUGGCGGGAAAGAACCCAGCAGGAGCAGCAGUGUCGGUGGCCACUCACAGGCCUCAUUCCGCAGCCGCUGUCGCCCAAGGUGCCAUGGCGGCCCUAGCAGACGUUCGCCAGGAUAUCUCGCUCUCAGGACGGGAUGUUUUUCGGCAUAGGCAGAGAAACAGCAGCAUGGAUGACGAGAUCGAGCACCCGUACUGGAGCGUCCGUGCGCUGGUGCAGCAGUACGAGGGGCAGCAGAGCACGCCUUCAGAGUCCCGCUCCUCCAGCCUCACGUCGCCCAGCCCCGUAAACAGCGCCAAGAGUGAGUCCAGCGCCACCCCUUCGGAGGAAAAGGCGGGAUUUGACAUUGUUCGGGAAGAAGAAGCUGAGACUAGAACAGAAGAGGCGGGCUCUCCCUUCCCCUCGGAGUGGCAGGCGCGCUGUCCUGCGACAAGCUUGGAGACUUCAUGGGAGGAGCAACUGCUGGAGCAGCAAGACCACUUAGAAAAAGAGAUGGAGGAAGCGAAGAAGAUGAUUUCAGGACUACAGGCCUUGCUGCUCAACGGGUCGCUACCUGAGGACGAGCAAGAGAGGUCCUUUUCCCUUUGUGAGCGGGAGGCCUGCCCUGAAGAGCAGCUGAUUAUAACCCGAAGCCGACUGGACCAGAGCAUGGAGGAGAAUCAGGAGCUCAAGAAGGAACUGCAGAAGCACAAGCAAGAAGCCAGAAAUCUGCAGGGAACGAAGGAUGCCUUGCAGCAGCGGCUGGCCCAGCAGGAUGCUCUCAUCCUGCAGCUAAAGCAAGAGCUGCUGAGAGCCAACAUGGACAAGGAGGAGCUUCACAGCCAGCAGGCUGAUCUGCAGAGGAAGGUGGAAGAGAGGAAUCGGCUGCUGGCGGAAUACAAAAAGGAGCUGGCCCAGAAGGACCGGCACUUACACCAACACCAGGCCAAGAUGGACGAGAUGCUGCGGCAGCUCUCCGAGGCCAGCUACCAGCAGGCAGAUUUGGAGCGGGAGCUGGAGCACAAAGAAGCCCUCUUGGCUCAGUGCAUGAAGAAGGAUGCCGAGGAGGUCAUUGUCUACGGCAACCACAGCUCUCAGAGCAACGGCUUCCUGCAGCCCUCAGGAAAAGGAGCAACGUCCACAACUCACAGAGGGACCAGCGACCUGCAGCUGGUGCGCGAGGCCCUCCGGAGCUUGCGGAACAGCUUCAGCGGCCAUGAUCCCCAGCACCACACCAUCGACAGCCUGGAGCAAGGCAUCUCCAGCCUGAUGGAGAGGCUGCACCGCCUGGAGAUGCAGAAGAGGCAGGAGAGGCGGGGCCGAGGGAAGUCACCCGUCGACCACCCGACCAACGACUGCAGAGACUCCUGGCCCUCCAACUCCAAACUGCCUCAUUCUCACAGCACCCCAGCGAUGGGCAGCAGCGCCUGCACCAAAGUGCUCUACUUCACGGAUCGUUCCCUCACGCCUUUCAUGGUCAACAUACCAAAGAGGUUGGGCGAGGUGACCUUGAGGGACUUCAAAGCAGCUAUCGAUCGGGAAGGAACGCACCGGUACCAUUUCAAGGCCCUGGAUCCGGAAUUUGGCACCGUCAAAGAAGAGGUUUUCCACGACGAUGACGUCAUCCCCGGCUGGGAGGGGAAGAUCGUCGCCUGGGUGGAAGAGGACCACGGGGAGAACUAGUCGGGUCCCUGCAGCGCCUUUGACCUCGAAGCUCCUCCGCUGGCUGCAGCGCUCGCUGGGUACUGAC
This is a messenger RNA of Heteronotia binoei (common prickly gecko), 2336 nucleotides long. It is a transcript of the gene DIXDC1, whose product is annotated as DIX domain containing 1. The record is from RefSeq and is a predicted model, not a curated record. Gene Ontology annotation, molecular function: protein binding. Gene Ontology annotation, biological process: canonical Wnt signaling pathway. Lineage: Eukaryota; Metazoa; Chordata; Lepidosauria; Squamata; Gekkonidae. The transcript has 21 exons. Bases 194 to 2269 code for a protein of 691 amino acids. Gene Ontology annotation, cellular component: cytosol.